This is a messenger RNA of Magallana angulata, 3585 nucleotides long. RefSeq lists its product as uncharacterized. The coding region runs from base 236 to 1612 and encodes 458 amino acids. Gene Ontology annotation, cellular component: membrane. Gene Ontology annotation, biological process: monoatomic cation transport; transmembrane transport. NCBI's taxonomy places the organism in Eukaryota, Metazoa, Mollusca, Bivalvia, Ostreida, Ostreidae. The transcript has 10 exons. Gene Ontology annotation, molecular function: monoatomic cation transmembrane transporter activity. The record is from RefSeq and is a predicted model, not a curated record.
AUGAUGUUUUAUUAUAACUAAUUUAAAUCUCGCAGUUACAAACACUCAUAAUUUUAGAUUGCUAGAUAUUCAUUCUUGAGUAUCAGAUUUAAACAUUUUUUUGUUUUAUACAGAUAGCAAUUAAAAUGAAGCUAACAACAUCCUUAAACUUUACGCGCUAGUCUGAAGGAUUUUACACCUUAUUGUGUGGACACUACUUAAUUAAAAGGUACAUAAGGUAUCUCCAAGAAGCAAAAUGGCAGAGAAGUCUUAUACAAUGGAUGAUCUUAGUCUAGUCAAGACGGAGGAAACGGUUCCAUUAAAGAGGAGGUCCUCACAAGGUGACCAACCCUCAAGAGAUAAUGAAGUCAAGUCUCCUGUGUUGAAGUUUUUGCUGGGAAGAGCAGAUGCGGGAAAUAUCUUUGAUUCUAAUGGUACCGCUCCUCCAGUCCAGUCAAACAAUGAGUGCCGUCAUCGGAUCUGUAUGACAGAAGUGGCGCCUUCACACAGCAGCAUUUUUGGAACUGAGAAUAGGGAAGAAUGGAAGCUCUCCAUUAGCGAGUUUUCUUCUAAAAAGCAUGGGAAGAGUAGCAAAGAUCUGCCAAAGCGCAUCAGAACAUUCUACAAGAAUCAGGAUGAAUUAAUCACUACCUUUGAGGACUUCCAUUUUGGGGUUGAUGAUGCAAUGAAACACACUGAAGAAAUGGAAGAAAAGCGCAAAAAGGCUAAUAUAUUAGCCAAGAUAACUCUUGCUGCAAAUGUGUGUCUGCUGAUAGCCAAGUUGGUGGCGGCCAUUUUGUCUGGUUCUAUCUCGGUUAUCUCGAGUCUGGUGGACAGCUGUGUGGAUCUGUCCUCGGGAUUUGUGAUCGCCAUCACCGAGAGAGCCAUGCGGAAGCGAGAUCUGUAUGAAUACCCUCAAGGUCGUACAAAGUUGGAGCCAAUCGCCAUUGUCAUACUGUCUGUGAUCAUGAGCUUGGCUUCCAUCCAGCUGAUUGUAGAGAGUUCUGAAAAAAUUGCUGGUUUAGCGACAGGAGGCGAAAACCGUCCUGAUGUCGGCAUUACAACUAUUGUGCUUCUGUCUUGUACUAUUGUCACAAAGAUAGUCCUGUUUCUGGUCUGUAGGCGGGUGAGGACUCCUUCAGUGGAUGCCAUGACCAGAGACCAUCGCAAUGACAUACUGUCCAACAUCCUGGCCAUUGCCUUUGGAUAUAUAGGUUCCAAGAGUAUGUACGAGCAGUACCAGGUGUCGGAGCUGGUGUACCUGGAUCCUAUAGGAGCCAUCCUGAUCUCGCUGUACAUCCUGUUUGGAUGGUGGUCCACAGGAUAUGGACAAAUCAAAUUGCUCACCGGACACACGGCCAAGCCAGAUUUCCUGAAGAAGCUGACUUGGAUUUGCAUGAAUCACCACCCCAAGCUUUUAUACGUGGACACAGUCCGAGCCUUCCACUUCGGAGUGAACUUUCUGGUGGAAGUGGACAUUGUCUUACCGGAAGACAUGACUCUCAAAGAGGCUCACGACAUCGGAGAACCUCUGCAGCAAAAACUAGAAAGCUUACCAGAGGUCGAGCGAGCUUUUGUGCACUUGGAUUAUGAGUUUGAGCACAGACCGUCUGAUGAGCACAAACAAGUGUGAAUAUUCCGGCUCACAGAAAUAAAAGGCCAGCACAGAUUCUGUGUCUGACCACCUGGAUUCAGAUAUUUAAAGAAUCUCAAAGUUGGACCACAAGUAACAGAUAAACUACAGAAGGGUCAGGGCUGAAAAAAUUCAAUAUCUGCUUUGUUGCAUGAAAAUGCUAUGUCAGUUGAAAUGUUGAAUGAAAUUUUUUUUUUGCCCAAUGCAUAGUUGUAUGUUCUUCAAGUCUACACAUGUACUGUAUAACAACAUUGUAAUGUACUUACUCAUCAUGUACCGGUGCUUCUGUUACAAUCAAACGAUAACUAUCGGUAGUAGCAUUCAAUAUUGCCUUUGGUUUUUUGAUAUACAUUGUAUGAUUCUAUUUCUGAUUUUAACAUAUUAUUGGCUAGAAAGAUUAUUUUAUACAUUUGAAUUUAUUGCAUAUUGCUUAAUAACUACCAUGCAUCAAUACACAUGAAUUUGUACAAUUUUUUUUUUUGGGGGGGGGGGGGCAAAUUAGGAGUUCAGUUUGUCGUCUUUUUGUGCUGACUGAUAAAAUAUUGAAUCAUAAAGUCCAGAAUGAAUUUAUUAGCUACCAAAGUAAUACUCAUAUAAACCAGAUUGGAACAGUUCAUACUUUUUCAUAGUCUGUAUAAAUUUAGUAGCUAUCUAAUUUUUGCCCUACAUACCUCCAUAAAUCCACAAUAUCAAUGUAUAGAAAAUGGCAAUUUUAUUGGUGUGUUGAUGUGUUGUCAGCUGACGCUUGAUUUUUCUCAGUCACCUCUGACAUACACUGGUGGUGGUCAUCUUCAACAUAACAGUUCCACCUGUCAAGCCCCAAUCAUGGGUUUUAUUUUUAUCUUGUCUGUAAAUAUUUUACUUUUUUUAUUAUUUUUGUAACUUAUUUUGAUAUCUCUUUUUUAAUUCUCUGAAUGUAUCGUUUAACUAUGGAUGGUAUCCAUCCACUAGAUGAAAAAGAAAAAACCAAGACAAAAAUUGACAGUAAUUAAAACAAAAGGUCAUAUUUUAAAAGUGCUUGCAUGAAAAGAAAAUUCUCAUUAUUUAUAAAUAAAUAGAACCAUUUUAACAAGUCCUUGGACUUUCAGUAGGAUGUAACUAUCUAUUUCUUGUGUCAAAACAAGUUAAAAUGACGCUGGUUUCAAGCGAAAUAUACACCGAUUGCGCAGCCUUAGCUCAAAAGCCAGACAAAUCUUGUUGAUUUCAAAGAGCCAUGACUGAGUGGCCUACAAUGAAAUAGACAGGCCUAUGCCAUAAUGCAGUUUGACACAACUACCCAAAGUCCAAGCUCCUGUUAAAAUGGUUCUAAGUUGGAUUUUUGAUUGGUUACUUAUCCUUCCCUUUCUCUCCUUACCCAAAAGAAACAAUUGGUUAUAGCUACUUUUAUGUUUAAAUGCUGGCUGCAAUACCAGUACAUGUAUCAGUAUAAUUUCUACAGUACUCUUUGAUAACAAGUACAUACUGUACACAAUUACUAUUUUGGUUGGUUGAGGGGUAGAAUAGGACAGUAGUAUGUGAUAAGUCUUUCUUGUCUUAUACACCACAUUGUCUUCGUCAAAAAUUAUACUUGUUCAGAUUUUAUACAUGUUCAGAUUUUUUUUCUCCAUUUGUCAGUCAAUGUGAAAUGAAGCAGGCAUAAAUGGCACUGGAAAGUGUUUCUAUUUAACAUGUGUUCAAAUAGUCAUAAUACAUGCAUUUGUUAUUACUGCAUUUUUGUUAUAAGAAAUUUUAAAAUUAAGUUAUGUAUUGGGAUAUAUGUGUAUUGAAUACAAAUAGAAUAUUUAAUGUUUAAUAGUGAUUUAUCCCAGCUGAUUUGCUGCCCAUAAAUUCUAUUGAUAUUAAUUCAUCUUAGAUUGGUGAUUAUGGUUGCCAUGUCUCAAAUGUAUAUUAAUUCAUAGGAAUUGUUUCAACACAUAAUGAAAAUGUGCAAAUUAGUUUGUCAAUGAACUGUGAUAAAUGAAAUAUCAACAAUA